UCCCCCAGUUGCGUCUUCCAAAACAACAACAACAACAAAAAAGUAGUCCUGGCCUCUCCGCAUCAAAAUCCUCUCCGCAACUACUGCUAGAGGAAGAGAACCAGGGUCUGCGCCCCCUCCGAAGGCGAGCAGGGUGUGGCUGUUGGAGACGGCGCCUUAGGGCAAUGGUGUUAAGCAGAGAGAUGGCAUUAGAAGAAAUGAAUGGAGACGGGGUUGGGGGUGGCAGGGAACCCGGAGGUGAGGUGUAGGACUGAGUUUCAGCUGACUCCAGAGGGCAGAGGGGAGCAAGAUGUCGGAUGAAGAUGACUUGGACGACAUUGAGCCGGACCAGGAUGAUCUCGAGAAGGAAGAGGAGGACAAGGAGACGGAGGAGUGGGAAGACUACAGGAAGGAUGGGGAAGAAGUCUCUGAGGAAUGGAUGCCCACCCCCCUCACGGAGGCCAUGAUGAAGGAAGGGCUUUCUUUACUCUGCAAGACUGGCAGCGGACUGGCUCAUGCUUACAUUAAGCUAGAGGCUAAAGACAGGGACCUCACAGACAUCAACCUGCUGCGCUCCUACAUCCAUCUUCGUUACGUGGACAUCUCUGAGAACCACAUUACAGACCUGUCGCCUCUCAACAGUCUCACCCACCUCCUGUGGCUCAAGGCUGAUGGCAAUCAGUUGCGAAGUGCCCGGAUGAACGAGCUGCCCUACCUGCAGAUCGCCAGUUUCUCCUACAACCAGAUCAUGGACACAGAAGGCAUCUUUCAUCCCCGGCUAAGAAGCCUGGAUCUCAAAGGGAACCGCAUCCGUCAUGUGAGUGGUCUGGACCCGGAAAGACUGACGAGCCUGCACACCCUGGAGCUUCGGGGGAACCAGUUAGAAAGCACAUUGGGAAUCAACCUUCCUAAACUGAAGAAUCUCUUCCUGGCUCAGAACAUGCUGAAGAGGAUAGAAGGCCUGGAGAACCUCAGCAACCUGACCACUUUGCAUCUCCGAGACAACCAGAUUGAAACUCUGGAUGGCUUCUCCAAGGAGAUGAAAUCACUGCAGUACCUGAACUUGAGGAGCAAUAUGAUUGCUGACCUGGGGGAGCUGGCCAAACUGCGGGACCUGCCCAAGUUGCGAGCCCUGGUGAUGCUGGACAACCCGUGUGCAGACGAGACCGACUACCGCCAGGAGGCGCUGGUGCAGAUGGCAAACCUAGAGCGCCUAGACAAAGAGUUCUUUGAGGAUGAGGACCGGGCUGAGGCAGAGGAGAUCCGUCAGAGGCUGAAGGAGGAACAGGAACAGGACCUGGAUGCAGACCAUGACAUGGAACCUUACCGGCCACCGUCUUAGCGGCUCUUCCUAAACCCAUAGAGACCAAUGAGGCUGGCCUCAAGAAUCGCUAAGACUCCAGUGGGGCCCACAACAUUCAUGGCCCUGUGAUAGGAAGUGGAAGAUACUUGCUGUCUUUUGUCUCCGAAUUAAAAAUCCAUCAUAUCCCAAGGCCCAGGUUCUUUGGUGGUCAUCUCUGUGUGACUUGCUCUGUGGGCCUAAACUCCUAAGCUCUGUCUGGAGCCUAGAUCGGGGACAUCCCUCAAGCAGGUCUGGGGUAACCAGGAUGGAGUAGGGGUUGUCUGGAGAAAGGGGCUGAGGAGGUGGGCUGUGGUGUGACAGUUCAGGUUUCAAAUAAAACAGUA
Chionomys nivalis (European snow vole) is the source of this 1665-nucleotide messenger RNA. RefSeq names its product leucine rich repeat containing 23 (gene Lrrc23). The transcript has 8 exons. Lineage: Eukaryota; Metazoa; Chordata; Mammalia; Rodentia; Cricetidae. The record is from RefSeq and is a predicted model, not a curated record. Gene Ontology annotation, molecular function: protein binding. Bases 290 to 1321 code for a protein of 343 amino acids.